UCUCCGGCUCUCCGCAGAGAAGCUAGCUAUCAGAGAAUUUGCCUGCCAAGACAAAUCAAGGAAUCACUCUUGCUCAGAGAAUUCUUGGGAUUAUUUAGGGAUCGAUCGCUGCUCCUCGGAAUCAGUAAGGAAAACGCUCAGAAAGCGGGAUGGGAAACCGCUGGGGACCGCAGGGCCAGGCUGGGCGGAGGCGAAUGCCCUUUCUCCUCCUGUUGCCUUUGUUCUGCCCGGCGCUCGCCGAGCAUAUCCGCUACACGAUUCCCGAGGAGGUGGCCAGGGGCUCGCUGGUGGGGAACCUCGCCAAGGAUCUGGGGCUUGGUGUGCGAGAUUUGCCUACUCAGAACCUGCGGAUUAGUGCCAAGAAGAAAUUCUUUACAGUGAACACCGAGAACGGGGACUUACUUGUGGGCGACCGUAUAGACCGAGAGCAGAUUUGUGGCAAGAAGUCAACCUGCGUUCUGGAAUUCGAAAUGGUUGCUGAAAAGCCUUUGAACUUUUUUCAUAUAGCCGUGGUGAUUCAGGAUGUCAACGACAACCCACCGACCUUCAGCCAAAAUAUCACUGAACUGGAAAUCAGUGAACUGGCCCUAACUGGAGCCACCUUUGCCUUGGAAUCCGCACAAGACUCUGAUGUAGGGGUCAAUUCCCUGCAGCAGUACUACCUCAGCCCCAACCCACACUUCUCUUUGACCCAGAAAGAGAACCCUGAUGGCACUACGUACCCAGAACUGGUACUGAAGGCUCCCCUGGACAGGGAAGAGCAGUCUUACCACCACCUGGUCCUCACUGCUGUGGAUGGGGGUGAGCCUGCCAGAAGUUGCACUACCCAGAUCAGGGUGAUUGUAGCAGAUGCAAAUGAUAACCCCCCAGUGUUCACCCAGGACACCUACAGGGUCAGUGUUCCAGAGAACCUGCCAGUUGGCUCCUCUGUGCUAAGAGUGAUGGCCACUGACUUAGAUGAAGGCAUCAAUGCCGAAAUCACCUACACUUUUAUCAACAUUGGUAAGGCAGUGAGACAGCUGUUCAAGCUGAACAGUCAAACAGGGGAAGUCUCCACUGGUGGAAGACUGGACUUUGAAGAGAGAGAGCGCUAUACAAUUGGGGUAGAAGCAAAGGAUGGUGGACGUCACACAGCACAUUGUAAAAUACAGAUAGAUAUUUUGGAUGAAAAUGAUAAUGCUCCUGAGAUAACCUUGGAUGCUGAAUCUAAACAUAUACAAGAAGAUGUAGAGCUGGGGACUGUUGUUGCCCUGAUAAAAACACAUGAUCUGGAUUCUGGCUUUAAUGGGGAAAUCCUAUGCCAACUACAUGGAAACUCACCAUUUAAAAUAGUUCAAGAUACAAAAAAUACAUACAAGUUGGUGACAGAUGGAGCCCUAGAUCGAGAGCAGACUACGGAAUACAACAUCACCAUCACAGCCACCGACAAGGGCAAACCUCCCCUCUCCUCCAAAACAAGUGUCACCUUAAACAUCGAUGAUGUCAACGACAAUGCUCCUGUUUUCCACCAGGCCUCUUAUCUGGUCCGCGUGGCAGAAAAUAACCCACCGGGUGCCUCCAUAGCGCAGGUCAGCGCCUCUGACCCCGACCUGGGACUCAACAGCCAGAUCACCUACUCCAUCGUGGCCAGCGACCUGGAGCCACGGGCGCUGUCGUCCUACGUGUCCGUGAGCGCGCAGAGCGGGGUGGUGUUCGCGCAGCGCGCCUUCGACCACGAGCAGCUGCGCGCCUUUGAGCUGACGCUGCAGCCGGGCUACCUGGUCACCAAGGUGGUGGCGGUGGACGCGGACUCGGGACACAAUGCCUGGCUGUCCUACCACGUGCUGCAGGCCAGCGAGCCCGGACUGUUCAGCCUGGGGCUGCGAACCGGCGAGGUGCGCACGGCCAGAGCUUUGGGAGACAGGGACGCGGCCCGCCAGCGCCUUCUGGUGGCCACCUAG
Messenger RNA from Myotis brandtii (Brandt's bat), 1940 nucleotides. RefSeq names its product protocadherin gamma-B3-like. Gene Ontology annotation, molecular function: calcium ion binding. The transcript is spliced from 3 exons. Bases 150 to 1940 code for a protein of 596 amino acids. Gene Ontology annotation, cellular component: plasma membrane. Gene Ontology annotation, biological process: homophilic cell-cell adhesion. The record is from RefSeq and is a predicted model, not a curated record. Lineage: Eukaryota; Metazoa; Chordata; Mammalia; Chiroptera; Vespertilionidae.